Cajanus cajan (pigeon pea) is the source of this 2525-nucleotide messenger RNA. Its product is annotated as Alpha/Beta hydrolase fold-containing protein. The record is from RefSeq and is a predicted model, not a curated record. Gene Ontology annotation, biological process: lipid catabolic process. Lineage: Eukaryota; Viridiplantae; Streptophyta; Magnoliopsida; Fabales; Fabaceae.
UAUUAUUACUAUAUUAUUGUUUUAAUAUUAUUAUUAUUCAACAGAAUAAAAACAGACAUCGAAACACAAAAUUGCUUCGGUGCUAUCUAUGGUCCCUUCGUACCCAAGCUAAUUUCCCCCUCUUCAAAUUUCUCCAAAAUCACGUUAUUCAGGGAUAGUAAACUGAUGGCAACUGCAACCAUGGCUACUGCAGCAGGUGCAGCUGCCCUUCUGUACUACACAUUGAAUAGGAAAUUGCAGACUGACGAUGCCAUCGAUGAAGAUGGUGAAGAAAAUGGCAGUGAUACGCCCACUGACACGCCCACUGAUACGCCAUUAGGUGGUGAUCGUGUUUCUCAUCGGUUAAUCCAAGCCCCUGCUACAUGGUUGGAGACAAUUUCAACAUUGUCGGAGACUCUCAGGUUCACUUAUUCAGAGACACUUGGGAAAUGGCCCAUUGGGGAUUUGGCGUUUGGUAUCAGCUUUCUUCUAAAGAGACAGGGGAACUGUCAAAUUGACAGUGUUUUUUGUGGUAACGACAGUGUACAGCUGAAAGGAUCUGAGAUUACUGCUGAACUCAAGUAUUUCUUAAACUUGUUGACACUGUGUUGGCAUUUUUCGAAGAAACCCUUUCCCUUGUUUCUAGAAGAAACUGGCUACACAGAACAAAAUGUUCUCCUUAGGGAAGCCAAAGCAGGAAUUUUGAAACCAGCUUUUACAAUAAUAGCUGAUCAUGACAUGAGAUGCCUUUUGUUAUUGAUUCGUGGCACACAUAGUAUCAAGGAUACUCUCACAGCUGUUACAGGAAAUGUUGUACCAUUUCAUCACACUGUUGUUCAUCAGGGGGGUGUCAGUGAUUUGGUUUUAGGUUAUGCACAUUGUGGAAUGGUUGCUGCUGCUCGAUGGAUUGCAAAGCUUGCAACUCCUUGUCUCCUUGAAGCACUUGGCCACUACCCUAACUAUAAAGUUAAGAUUGUAGGGCACUCUUUGGGUGGAGGCACUGCAGCAAUUCUAACUUAUGUUUUGAGAGAGAGAAAGGAACUGUCUGUCGCCACAUGUGUUACAUUUGCUCCAGCUGCUUGUAUGACAUGGGAGUUGGCAGAGUCUGGCGAUAGUUUUAUUACAUCUAUUAUAAAUGGAGCUGAUCUGGUGCCUACAUUCUCAGCUGCUUCUGUAGAUGACUUGCGUUCUGAGGUGACUGCAUCAGCAUGGAUAAAUGACUUGAGGAAUCAAAUUGAACAAACAAGAAUACUCAGUACUGUCUAUCGUUCUGCUUCAGCUUUAGGUUCUCGCCUGCCAUCGAUUGCCACUGCUAGAGCAAAAGUUGCUGGGGCUGGGGCCAUUUUGCAGCCAGUUUCUAAUGGCACCCAGGUUGUGAUGAAGAGAGCUAAGAGUAUGGCUCAGGCAGCAUGGACACGUCCAAAUCUCAAUUUAUCCUCUUGGUCAUGCAUGGGACCUCGUCGCAGAGUCUUGAGUGGUCAUUCAAACUCCAAAGAUGGGGGAAGUUCCCCUACAUCUUCUACCUCUAGCAUUGUUGAAAGUUCUGAACCGCUUCUUGGUUCUCCCACAAAGGCGAUUAAUGCAAAGAACAUGAACCUUCCUGUAUCUUCAUCUAUAGAAGAGUGGUCUUCUGAGAUUGAAUGUGGCAAUGGAAGCAAUCCUGAUGCUGAGGUGGAUGUUGAUCACGAUGACAUUGAGAACAUGAUGGACCAUGACAGAUACGAGGAUCAGAUGAGUGAAGUGGAGUUGUGGCAACAACUGGAGCAUGAGCUAUAUGAUGGACCUGAAGGCGAGGAGACUGAUGUUGUAAAGGAGAUAAGGGAAGAGGAAGCAGCCAUAGCAGAGGAAGUAGGGCAAACCCAGAGCUCUGCACCAGAAAUAAAAGAAGUCCACAGAUUUUUCCCUCCAGGAAAGAUAAUGCACAUUGUUACACUCCACUCUGACAUCGCCGAGCAUGAAAAUGAUGGUAGCCCCACCUCUGUAAGUUCAGAUAAUAGCCAGCUAAGUGAGGCUAAGAUUGGGAUUUUUCUAACUUCAAGGUCUCUAUAUAGUAAACUUAGACUUUCACAGAGAAUGAUCAGUGAUCACUUCAUGCCAGUUUAUAGAAGGCAAAUUGAGAGGCUAAUAAAAGAACUUGAGGAAGAAUCUAUUGAGGAUCACAAUACACAAGAGGUAGUGUUAUAGUCAAAGACACUUAAAAAAGUUUGAUUUGUUUGUACCAUACUGCGUGUCAUUGGGUGUUUUUUGUCCCAUUGAUCUCGGAACAAGUCUCAUAGGAACUGCAGUUUUUGUGUUAUGCUGCAAUAAGGUACCCAAACGAAGGUGAUUACGGCCACCUAAUUACUGAUGCUACACUCUGAUGAUCAAAUGGAACCAACUCAUUACUGGAUACUUUUAACAUUGAUGUUUUGCCGGGGAAAUGUAAUUGUAAAUGGUUCCCCAAAUCCAAGAUGUAUGUAAAUAAUAAUGUGGCAAACUGACCAGUAAAAGGUUAAAGUGAUUCGUGGUAAUUCGAAUGAAAUGAUUUGCUGUCUUUGUGAAUUGAA